GCUCUCUCGCUCGUGUUUGUGUUAGUUCCUACGGGCCCCUGGGAUUCUGGAGCUCCUGCCUCGGUGGGACCAGGGCUUGAGAUUCUGCCUCUCGAGUAAACUCUUGCACUUGUAAGUCUGCUGCUGGUCCAAGGAACACGUUUUGAGUGUCAAGGGCAAGGCGUGACUCCUGCAAGGAGAGGUCCGGCGUUUUCUAAGGUGGGGGUGGGGAGGCUUGAGAGAGAGCGAGACUGGAUAUCAAAGUCCCAGGCAUCCCUAACGAUUUGGCCUCAUGAGAACGUGCCCAGUCUGCUCUGGACAUGGAUGGGCACUGGGUGGGGGAGAGGCCUCCCCCGACGCAGAGGCUGUGGGCAGGAGAGAGGUCCGAGCCUACGGAGAACUUAAAAAGACAGCAUCGGGGAGACUGGGCACCGUAAUGAACCGAGUUGUGCUGGGACCUGGCUCUCCAACACACAGGGUCUGACUGAUGAGCAAGUGGGACUUCAGAUCUCUCCGUCUGGGGCUCAGGCAGAAAACAGAUGGAGAAACUGAGCCAUCAGACCAGCGGGAGGCGAGAUCGAUGGGAGGAGCCCCUCCCGGUGUCCGCCUGAACCAGAACUCGUGCUUCUCCCGCAGUCCGGUUUUCAAAAUGGAGGCCAGGCUGCAACCUCGUUUGCUCCUUCCCCGGGGGCCCGAAACGUAGCCUGCACUGCUCCUAACUCUUUGUCAAAUACCGAGUGUUCAACUUUAACGCUAGAGGCGUCUUUGCUUUGCUUCAUCCCCAUGGCUGAACUCCGUUGGAAUGAAAUGAAAGAACCCCAGUGGAAUCCUGGUCCACACCGGGCAGGACACGUCCCUUCCUGGGGUACAGGCAUGGCCACGGUCCCGGGGUGGCCGGAAAUGGUCAAACUAGACCACAUCUCUGUUCUGCUUGGAAUUCCAGGCCCCUCAACGUUGCCUAACUUGUGUUUUUUUUUUCUUAUUUAUUUUCUAGUUGGCGCUUGGGGGCAGGACGACAAUGACAACCCUUCAGAAGGGACAGAUCCACAGAUACCUACGUAUCAACAGUAUGGAGUUUCCAUCUCUGGAGACUCGGUAGAGCUGACAUGCCCUGAGGAGGCAGACGAUGAAUUGAUCAAAUGGGAAAAAAAUGGUAAAGACUUACCCAAUGAAUCUGGAAAACAGCUACGUCUGGAAGAGUUUUCAGAAGUGGAAAAUGGUGCUUCCUAUGCCUGUUACACAGACAGCUCCAAGGAGAAGAGCUAUCUCUACCUGAGGGCCAGAGUGUGUAAGAACUGCGUGGAGGUGGACCUGACGACCACGGUGGCCAUCAUCGUGGCUGACGUCUGUGUCACCCUGGGACUGCUGCUGGGGGUCUACCACUGGAGCAGGAACAGAAAGACCAAGUCCACGCCUGUGACGAGAGGGGCCGGUGGCGGCGGCAGGCCCAGAGGACAAAAGAAGGAGAGACCACCACCUGUUCCCAACCCAGACUACGAGCCCAUCCGGAAAGGCCACCAGGAUCUGUACUCAGGCCUGAAUCAGAGGGGCACCUGAUGGCCCUGAAGGACCCUCCCUCCCCCUGGGCGGGUCUGGCUUCUCCGGGUCCUACUCUUUCCUGGGCCCGGAGCAGAUCUUGGACCUGGGAGAGAGCUGCUCCCCUGCCCGCUGGAGGCCCCGUCGCCUCCCAUCGCGCCCUCCCUGCCGGCACGCUGUCCUAGAAGAUCCCGCCACGGCUGCUCGCCCCUCACACCUGGACGCCCUCUCGUCCGGGCAUUUAUUUCUGUGAUUCACCCCGCCCCCACCUGCAGGAGAUCUCCCUUCCCCUCCGCUUCCCCCCUUCCUUGCACAGAAGUUGCCUCACCCCUAGCUACUCCGUCUACCUUUCCACUUCCCCAGCCCUCUCUGUGGUGACCCUUUGUGGGGACGGACCGGGUAACGCUGGCCGGGGUCCUGGCCCGGAGCCAGCCCUCUGCGCCCUCCCCCACGCCUCCCCUGCAGGCCCCUGGGUGGCCGCUUGCAUCCUCAUGAGUGUGCUAGGCUCCGUGUCAGCUGAGAGAGGGAGGAAAUAAAGUGGUUUUGGCUGAAA
This is a messenger RNA of Suricata suricatta (meerkat), 2068 nucleotides long. It is a transcript of the gene CD3E, whose product is annotated as CD3e molecule. The record is from RefSeq and is a predicted model, not a curated record. NCBI's taxonomy places the organism in Eukaryota, Metazoa, Chordata, Mammalia, Carnivora, Herpestidae. The transcript has 7 exons. Gene Ontology annotation, biological process: cell surface receptor signaling pathway; positive thymic T cell selection. Bases 763 to 1536 code for a protein of 257 amino acids. Gene Ontology annotation, molecular function: transmembrane signaling receptor activity. Gene Ontology annotation, cellular component: external side of plasma membrane; alpha-beta T cell receptor complex; membrane.